AUGAGCUGUUUUGGCUGGUGUGGGAGUGAGGAUGUUCGUAAUCCUGCUGACACCGGACCAAGUCAAGCACAUAACUCAAUAGGUUACAAUGGACGCCACCAUCAAAGAGCUGAUCCACCAAUGAACCAACCAGUAGUUAACAUGCAGCCUAUCGCUGUACCAGCCAUUCCAGUGGAUGAACUGGAAGAUAUAACCGAGAACUUUAGUUCAGAGGUAUUAGUCGGUAAAGGUUCAUAUGGAAGAGUGUUUUACGGUGUUCUUAAAAGCGGUAAAGAAGCUGCCAUCAAGAAACUUUACCCUACUAAGCAGCCAGAUCAAGAAUUUCUUUCCCAGGUAUCAAUGGUUUCAAGACUGCACCACGAAAAUGUUGUAGCACUUAUGGCCUAUUGUGUUGAUGGCCCUCUCCGUGUUCUUGCUUAUGAAUUUGCCACUUAUGGAACUCUUCAUGAUGUUCUUCACGGUCAAACAGGUGUCAUAGGAGCACUACAAGGUCCUGUUAUGACGUGGCAACGAAGAGUCAAAAUAGCUCUUGGUGCAGCCAGAGGACUUGAGUACUUGCAUAAGAAGGUGAACCCUCAGGUUAUCCACCGAGAUAUCAAAGCUAGCAACAUACUUCUGUUUGAUGAUGAUAUUGCCAAAAUUGGUGAUUUUGAUUUGUAUGAUCAAGCCCCUAACAUGGCUGGUCGCCUUCACUCAUGUCGUAUGGCACUAGGAGCAUCUCGUUCUCACUGUCCAGAACAUGCAAUGACAGGAAUAUUGACCACAAAGAGCGAUGUCUACAGUUUUGGCGUUGUUCUGUUGGAGCUCCUUACGGGUCGUAAACCAGUAGAUCGUACCUUACCGCGUGGACAACAAAAUUUAGUGACAUGGGCAACCCCUAAACUAAGCAAAGACAAAGUGAAGCAAUGCGUUGAUGCAAGACUACUUGGAGAGUACCCUCCCAAAGCUGUUGCCAAGCUAGCUGCGGUGUCUGCACGCUGUGUGCAUUAUGAUCCAGAUUUUAGACCAGACAUGAGCAUUGUGGUGAAGGCACUUCAACCUCUUUUAAACUCUUCUCGUUCCUCUCCUCAGACUCCACAUUGGAAUCCUUAUUGACCAAAUAUUCAAUCCCCCAUAUCUCAUCUACGACUACUUCAUGAUGAUUAUCAAAGUGUAUUAUUCACUUUGA
This is a messenger RNA of Arabidopsis thaliana (thale cress), 1168 nucleotides long. RefSeq names its product Protein kinase superfamily protein. Gene Ontology annotation, molecular function: kinase binding; protein serine/threonine kinase activity; protein kinase activity. The coding region runs from base 1 to 1095 and encodes 364 amino acids. The transcript is spliced from 7 exons. Gene Ontology annotation, biological process: intracellular signal transduction. Lineage: Eukaryota; Viridiplantae; Streptophyta; Magnoliopsida; Brassicales; Brassicaceae. The record is from RefSeq and is marked reviewed. Gene Ontology annotation, cellular component: cytosol.